UAACUAAUCAUGGCAUCGAGUUGUACCGAAAGUCCUGCUCUUCAAAGCGAUUCCAGUGAGCGGACCUGCUUCAUGGAGAAAUUAAUGGCGAAAAUAUUUAGCUUCUACGACGAACAGUCUCUAAUCGAUGUGACAUUUAAAGUUUCGAACCCAACGGCUCUUGUACCCGCGCAUCGUUUGGUACUCGCAGCAGCGAGUCCUUACUUCGAGAACCUUUUCAAUGGCGCUCAAGGCACUAAUCCUGUCAUAGAGAUAAAUGAUAUCGAUAGCGAUAUUUUUGAGCGUCUAAUAACAUUUUGUUACACCGGUCAGACCCUCAUUACCGUUAACAAUGUCAGUGACAUGCUAAAGGCGGCAAUCGUUUUGCAAUUGGACGAUGCCAUAACCUCUUGUGUGGACUACCUCAUGGCACACAUUAAUGAAUACACUAUACAGGGCGUUUAUACGCUAGAGCGUGAAACGCAUUAGAAAAUCAUUGAAUAUGAAACACAGAAUUUCGUGGAGAUCAGCCAAAGCGAUGAGUUUCUGAAUUUUGAUUUUGAAAAAAUGCAACGUAUUCUGGAAUCUGACAAUUUGAAUAUAACUCGUGAGAAAGAUGCCUUCGAUGCCAUAAAACGCUGGUUCAAUUUUGAUGUUGCUGCGCGUCAAGAACAACUGCCACUUUUAAUAGCUUGUCUCCGACUUACCCAAUUCGAUGCGGACUUUCUGUUGACUCACAUACAACCACUACCCGGCUGCGAGCUGCUGGCCUUUAAGGCGUUAUCUUGGAUCAUUAAGCCGGAAGCACGAACAAAGAUAAAUAUGCGGUUUACAGGACCACGUAGGGUCGAGGCGUUUCCGUUUUUCAGAGAGCCUCAAACACAGCCAACCAUAAAUAUGCAAGUUAAAGGAUCACGUGGGGUCGAGGCGUUUUCGUUUGUCAGAGAGCCUGAAGCACAACCAAAGAUAAAUAUGCAAUUUAAAGGACCACGUGGGGUCAAUGCUGCAAGUUGUGGUGAGAAAACAUUGCUGGCAUUGUGCUCAAAGACUGAGGAUAAGUGGCAGGAAUAUGCGAGUAUAGAAAUCGAUUACCAAUGAUAUAGAACUAUCUUAAAGGAUGAUAAUUUGUUAUUUGUUGGCGGUUAUAAAACUGGUGCCACAUUAAACAUCGUCCGCAGCUGGAACAUAAGGAAUAAGGCAUGGCAAAGUUUGCCCGCCAAGAAACAAUCAAGAUUCAAACACUGCGUUGUCGAAUUAGAUGGUAAAAUCUACGCGAUUGGUGGUCAUGAUAUUAAAACGGUUCUGUCGUCAGUGGAAAGAUAUACGACUUCCGCUGGUUGGGAGUUCGCGAAAAGCUUGAAUGUCGCUCGAUAUGACGCAGGUGCAGUAUCUUUGAAUGGUAAAAUAUACAUAAUGGGCGGUGGUAAUGACAAUGGAAGUUUAAAGUCCGUCGAAUGCUACAACCCGCAUUUGAAUAUUUGGAUUCCUUGCGCGGAUAUGACAGAAAGUCGCACAUUACCUGGUGCAGCUGCACAUAAUGGUCGCAUUUAUGUUUUAGACAGUACCUUUUGAACAGGUAGUUUGAACAGAACUGUUGAACGUUACGAUCCUCAGCGAAACACAUGGUCACAGAUUCGCUCUUUGGGAGUUGGCUAUUGUAGCAUAUCUUGCGUAUCGCUGGACAAUAAACUCUGGGCUCUUAAUAGAUCUUGUAUAUUUUUUCCUUUCAAAAACAAUGUAUCAGUCUAUGACGAGGAAAAUGACCGUUGGGAACAAAAGUGUGCAUUACCCGCAUGUAAAAUUAUUUCCGGUUUUGUUGCGCCUGUAGCCUUACUAACGUCGA
Bactrocera tryoni is the source of this 1822-nucleotide messenger RNA. Its product is annotated as kelch-like protein 5. Gene Ontology annotation, molecular function: protein binding. The record is from RefSeq and is a predicted model, not a curated record. NCBI's taxonomy places the organism in Eukaryota, Metazoa, Arthropoda, Insecta, Diptera, Tephritidae.